AUGUUCCUCUUCUCUCGUAAGACCAAGACUCCCAUCAGCACCUACAGUGACUCCUUCAGGGCUCCAACCUCCAUCAAGGAGGUCUACAAGGACCCACCUCUCUGGGCCUGGGAGGCCAACAAGUUUGUGACUCCGGGUCUAACUCAUGCCACACAGCGCUAUAUGGAUCCUGAUACUCUGCAGAUGAACAAAUGCACUACACACACAUCAGGCCAUCCAUACUGUCCUGAGCAGUACUGGAUCCCUCAAAAUGAAGCACUCAAAUACUGCCCAAGUUACCUGGGCGGUGACCGGUACAACACAUGGAAGAUGGGACCUUACAACAGCUCCUACUUGAACAAGUAUUCUUCCUACCUUCCUCAACUGUCUAAGGACUCUAGGCUGGACCCAGUAGUUCGAGGCAUGCCCUUGGAGUACCCUCCCAAGCCGGAGCGCCUCAAUGCCUACGAACGUGAGGUGGUGAUGAACAUGUUGAACUCGCUGUCCCGGAACCAGCCGCUGCCACAGCUAGCACCGCGGUGCAGAUGCUUGGACCCGAUGUCCGGCCGCCUGCCGUUCCAAGGUUUCAAUAGCCCUUGCCCUGGCCGCCACUACUGCCUGCACGGGUUGGACUGCCUCGCCGCGGAGGCGCCCCUCGCUGACCCUCGCCUGAGUCCGUGCUUGGAGGAGCCGACUGUAAGGUGUGUGUCGCCCUUCGGGCACCGACCCGGAAUGCAAUGUGCUGUUACAACUCCCCUGCCAUCAUUCUACCCAUGUCCAAACCUGAAAUGGGACACAAGUCACUUCAAGAAGACUGGUGGGUCCCAGAGAAACAGCUAUGUUGUUCACCCUGAGUUUGUGUCCGAGAGCUAUCCUCGCUACUGUUUCUGGUAAAGUCUGAGCUUGCUCAGGCAAUAAAUUCUUUAUCCCAAAGGCUGUCUCCCUAUGUCUUUGCCCAGUAAGGUCUAGAAAUGAGGGACCUGUUUCUUAUUUACCCAGCCUAGAACACUCUCACUCCCAUUAUCUCAGUAGUUUGAGUAAUUAUGCCCUUCUGAUGUACAACAGUAAUGAUACAAAAAGACUGCAACACCUGGUUCAAGUCCUUUCUCUCUACAAUCUCAAGAAUGAGUCCAUGGACUCAAAGGA
Messenger RNA from Dipodomys spectabilis (banner-tailed kangaroo rat), 1125 nucleotides. RefSeq names its product chromosome unknown C9orf24 homolog (gene Spmip6). The record is from RefSeq and is a predicted model, not a curated record. NCBI's taxonomy places the organism in Eukaryota, Metazoa, Chordata, Mammalia, Rodentia, Heteromyidae. The transcript is spliced from 7 exons. Gene Ontology annotation, cellular component: manchette; perinuclear region of cytoplasm. Gene Ontology annotation, molecular function: alpha-tubulin binding. Bases 1 to 873 code for a protein of 290 amino acids.